CGUUUGUUGUCUAGCAAGUUUCUCUCCGCUCCCUAAUUUCAGAUGCAGCAAACCCUGUAAGGCUGCAGUACUCCAGCACUGUACUUAUCUCUGCUUUCCAACAGCUGAGCAAGCUGGAUGACUGAAGAAGGGUGGUUUUGCGUUUUUGGGAUAGUUUUGAGCUUGAAUAUAGUUUUACUCAUUUGGCAGAUUAGCUUCUUCGGAUGUUGUCGCGGUGUCAGUGGGCCCCUACUUCGAACUUCAUUCGUACGAUUCUGAGGCACCUUGUUGAUACCAAAAUGCAAGUUUCGUAAGAAGGAAACAUGAUUAAAGAUAACAACGACAUUAUUCCACUAAUGGGCAAGAAAACAAAUCCAUCUGGUACUCCCCCUUCAAACCAGCAAGAGAAAAAGCCGACUGAAAGCACUCCCACAAAGAAAAGUUCACACUUUUUUCUGGAGAUUGAUGGUUUCGAAAGCAAUGCAUCUCCAAAUAACACAUCCCCUCCAGUGUUUUCAAAACCAAUGGAUUCCAAUAUUCGUCCAUGUGCAUCUGGAAAUGGGGAAGACAUGGAUUCCCCACAGUCUCUUCAGGAUGAUGCGACUGAAUAUAGCCCUAAUGUAGACAGUUGUUGUGCUAACAUAUCACAAGGAGCGGAGCAGACCAGUGCCCGGAAGAAGUUGAAAAAAUACAUAUUCCGGGCAGUAUCUGAGGGGAAUAUAGAAGAAUUGCAAUGUCUGCUCGCAGAGCUGAAGGAAAGAUCAAACGCGUGUAGAAACAUGACUGUGCCAGAUUAUCUGAUGAAAAAAUUCACAGCUGUAGAUACUGGGAAAACUUGCCUGAUGAAAGCUCUGCUGAACAUCAACGAGAACACCAAUGAGAUAGUGAAUACACUACUGUCCUUUGCAGAAGAAAAUGGUAUUUUGGAGAGGUUCAUCAAUGCAGCGUACACAGAAGAGGCAUAUAAAGGCCAGACAGCUCUAAAUAUUGCCAUUGAAAGACGACAGUAUGAAAUCACCCAGAGCCUUAUAGAAAAAGGAGCUGAUGUCAAUGCUCAUGCCCAGGGUGUUUUCUUUAAUCCCAAACAUAAGCAUGAAGGCUUUUAUUUUGGUGAAACCGCACUGGCGUUGGCUGCCUGCACUAAUCAACCAGACAUAAUUCAACUGUUAAUGGACAAUGCCAGGACUAACAUUUCUUCUCAGGAUUCUAGAGGAAACAAUAUCCUCCAUGCAUUAGUUACCGUGGCAGAGAACUUGAAAACUCAGAAUGACUUUGUAAUCAGAAUGUACGAUAUGAUUUUGUUGAAAAGUAAAGACAGAAAUUUGGAAACAACAAGGAAUAAGGAGGGUCUGACACCACUACAAUUAGCUGCAAAAACUGGGAAAUUAGAGAUUCUGAAAUACAUCCUGAGCAGAGAGAUAAGAGAUAAGCCUAACAGGAGCUUGUCAAGAAAAUUCACAGAUUGGGCUUAUGGUCCUGUUCAAUCUUCUCUUUACGAUCUGACAGAACUGGAUACCACCACAGACAAUUCAGUAUUGGAAAUUAUUGUCUAUAAUACAAAUAUUGGUAAUCGUCAUGAAAUGCUGACUUUGGAGCCUCUGAAUUCACUGCUGCGAAUGAAAUGGAAGAAGUUUGCACGACACAUGUUUUUUAUGUCAUGUUGUUUUUAUUUCCUAUACAAUAUAACGCUAACGUUGGUUUCCUACCACAGGCCUAAUGAAAAUGAAGCUCCACCUUAUCCACUGGCUCUGAUGCAUGGUGUGGGAUGGCUGCAGUUAUCCGGACAGGUGAUGGUUAUGUUAGGAGCAAUAUUUUUAGCCAUAAAAGAGAGUGUAGCCAUCUUUCUGCUUAGGCCCUCAGACCUCCACUCGAUUCUCUCUGAUGCGUGGUUCCACUUUGCAUUUUUUAUACAAGCUUUGCUUGUGAUCUUCUCUGUCUUUUUGUACUUGUUUUCCUACAAAGAACACCUCGUGUGUCUUGUUUUGGCAAUGGCCCUGGGAUGGGCUAAUAUGCUCUAUUUCACCAGAGGCUUCCAGUCCAUGGGCAUUUACAGUGUUAUGAUUCAAAAGGUCAUCCUGCAAGAUGUGAUAAAAUUUUUAGUUGUCUAUAUCGUGUUUUUGCUGGGAUUUGGCGUAGCUCUUGCCGCGUUGAUUGAAACUUGCCAAGAUGGCAGUGAAUGCCAUUCCCACAGCAGCCUGGGGCCUGUUCUGAUGGAUCUUUUCAAGCUCACCCUAGGACUGGGUGAUCUGGAGAUCCAGCAAAAUUCAAAGUAUCCUGUGCUGUUUCUUCUGCUCCUCAUAACGUUUGUUGUGUUGACUUUUGUUCUUCUCUUGAACAUGCUGAUUGCAUUAAUGGGAGAAACAGUGGAAGAUAUCUCUAAAGAGAGUGAGCACAUCUGGAAACUCCAGAGAGCCAGAACUAUCUUGGAAUUUGAAAAAUUCUUACCAAAAUGCUUAAGAAAAAAAUUCCAACUGGGAGAGCGGUGUAAAGUGGCUGAAAAUGAUACCAGGGUGUGCUUAAGGAUUAAUGAAGUGAAGUGGACCGAGUGGAAAACACAUGUUUCAUUUAUUAAUGAAGAUCCAGGGCCAACAGAUCCAAGCAAAGUUCAAGAUAAUUCAAGGACUAAUAGCAAAACCACCCUGAAUACGUUUGAAGAAACGGAUGAUUUGCCUGAAACUUCUGUUUAGUUGUGCUGUUUGAUGUGUGGUCAUUCUGGAGGUUGAAAUCAGCAGCGGAUGCUGAAAACUUUGUUCUGGACAGCUGUAACCAGCUGGAACGCAAACCUUCAGUGAUGUGGUCUGAUGACUUUAACCCACUUAAUCAGGGCAGCUAAGCUAAACUAAAAUGGACCAUUUCACUGGCUCAGUUCUGAGCAGCUUGAAAACCCUUGGCUAGCCAAGUUUGCCUGAUGCUACUCAGAUGCUAGACUUUUUACUGGAUAAAAGAGUACAAAUAUGAGAUAUUUCUUCCUUAUGUGGAAAAUGAAGAUCAUAGUCUGCUGUCUUUUGGUUUGGAAUCUCUUACUCAUGGGAAAAAGUUUUGUACACUGAAAAAGGUUAAGUUCUUGUGGAGAAAAGCAUUUCAAUUCUUAAGACUACUAAAUGAAGUUUGUUAUUUUGAAAGUACAACGUUCUGGAUACAUUUGAAGCUUUUGUGUUGAUUGUCAGUGUUACUGAAGGCCAAUCAGCAAGCUGCAGCCUCUUCAGGUCUCGUUAGCUUUGUCUGAUCUGCUUUCCUCUGUGUAAUCCCCAGGGCAUAAUGCGGUGUUUAUUCCUUUUUAUUUAUUGCUGUGUAUAUGCACCUUCCCAUAAAAUAAUAGAGCAGAAACAUAACUUGAGGUAGAGAAUAUUCCCCAGUUUGUUCCAGUGGAAAGGCCUUUACUUUUCCUGUUCAUCUUUUCCUUGCUGCUGCAUCUUGCUGCAUUAAAAAAAGUUAUCACAGCAGAAGCUCUUUGUGUUUAGACGUAAAAUAAUUUCAAUAUUCAACAUCUUCAGGAAAAUAAUCAGCAUUUCUUUAAAAAUUUACAAAAUAAGUUAAAUGCAAUUGCAGACUUUUAUAGCUUUUUUUUUGUAUCCAAAGCACUAUGUAAAGCAUUUCUGUAGCUCUUAUUUCACUGCCUGUGAUGUGCUAGUACUAUAAGUUAUAGUUUUAGUUUUCCAUUUUGUGUGUGUAUGUAUAAAAAGAAAUAUUUGUUCUAUGUACUUUAAAAUUUCAAUUAAUACAGUGCAUUUCGGUGUCAUGGGUUUUCAUGGUGUGCGCUCACUUGGUGCCUGUUUUAAAGGUGCUGUUUAGGAAAGACUCAGGUGAAUUCUGUUCUGCGUGUGAAUGAUAAUACGAAUUGCAUUGGAUUCUUACAGCUAAGCCUGCUGUGGGCAAAAUGAUCCAAAAGACUUUCUUAACACAGAAGAGAGCGUGAGGGAACUCUCCAGCGGAAACGAUAGCGCAAAGCUAUUGGCAGGUACGGUGAAUGUGGUUCUCGCUACCCAACCAGUCCUUGAGACGUGCCGUAUGCUGUGUUUCCUGCCACUCACGGCCUGGAUGGAUGGGAUCAAAUGGAAAUCUUUGAUUUAGUUGUGCUUUUACAGGGCACAGGAAUCUGAGGGGAAGGACAUUUAUGUGUAUCGAUAAACCAAUGUAACAUCUGAAUAUUGUUUGGCUGCCUUAGUGGGAUAUGCGAGUAUGAGAAGAAUAAUUCCUCUGGUCUUGGAAUCUUUCAUCUUUGCUAGUUAAUUUUGCAUUGAAACUGCCAAAAAGAAUAUUGCCUUAGGAAGCUCUAUUUGGAUUCUUCUGAGUGCCAGUUGUUGUACGAAAAAAAUACCUCUUCACACAUACUCAGGAAGCAGAAUACCCUCGCCUGUGCCAUAUUCCCUGCUGCUGUGGGCUGACUCGUCACUGGAAGCAAGCUCAGAUACGCCCGCGCUGGACUGAGAUCCCACCGUGGGCGUAGCCAUGGAACAGGCAUGGCACAAACACCGUAAGGAAGGUGCUGUGCCGGUGUCCAGGCACAGAACUGUACCAGAAAACUGAGGAGGAAGCCAGGGGGUUGUUCUGAAAAGCUCUUUGCUGAGACCAGACCCUUCUGUGGCCGCCAACACUUGCCAGGUCUCACUCACUGUCUCCUGUCUCAAGGCUCUGGUCAAGAACACGAUGAAUAAUAACUAGAGCAGGUAAUUCUGUACUUUUUAUACAAUGUUUAUUUAAAUUAAAGAAAUAAAACUUGUCAUACAAUAAACACUGUCCUGUGUUUUUAAUUUAUUGCCUAGGAGUUACAAAAAGCAAGGGAAAAAGGAUUUUGGCUUAGUAGUAAAUAAGGAAGACAUCACUUUUCAAAGGAUACAGUUUGGGGGUUAAGUAGACAAUGAGUCCUUCAGUAAAUAGCUAAUUAUUGCGUCCUUGGGAAAGU
Molecule: messenger RNA, 4882 nt
Organism: Cuculus canorus (common cuckoo)
Lineage: Eukaryota; Metazoa; Chordata; Aves; Cuculiformes; Cuculidae
Gene: TRPV3
Product: transient receptor potential cation channel subfamily V member 3
Exons: 18
Coding region: 303-2666 (787 amino acids)
Biological process (GO): calcium ion import across plasma membrane
Cellular component (GO): membrane
Molecular function (GO): calcium channel activity; protein binding
Source: RefSeq, a predicted model, not a curated record